This is a messenger RNA of Dryobates pubescens (Downy woodpecker), 2635 nucleotides long. RefSeq names its product solute carrier family 2, facilitated glucose transporter member 11. The transcript has 12 exons. Gene Ontology annotation, cellular component: membrane. The record is from RefSeq and is a predicted model, not a curated record. Gene Ontology annotation, biological process: monosaccharide transmembrane transport. Gene Ontology annotation, molecular function: hexose transmembrane transporter activity. Lineage: Eukaryota; Metazoa; Chordata; Aves; Piciformes; Picidae. The coding region runs from base 30 to 1532 and encodes 500 amino acids.
CGAGCGCUGCCGUCGGAAGUUGCCAGGAGAUGCCACCGAAGCCCCAGUUCCCCAGUUGGACCUUGUUCCUGGCUGUCUGUGCUGUUGGAAUCGGAGGGACCUUUCAGUAUGGAUAUAAUGUUUCCAUUAUCAAUGCACCCACCCAGCACAUACACAAGUUCUUAAAUGAAACCUGGGCCAGGCGGUACCACGAGGCACUCAACCCUGAUCUGCUGACUUUUCUUUGGUCUGUCAUUGCUUCCAUAUUCUCACUUGGAGGCCUGUGUGGAGCCCUGAUGGGAGGCAGCAUGGCCAUCUGGCUGGGCAGGAAAGGAGCUCUUCUGAUGAAUAACCUCAUAGCAAUACUGGCCUCCAUUUUAAUGGGCAUCAGUUUUCCUACAGGAUUGUUUGAGUUGCUGAUUGCUGGAAGGUUUUUGAUUGGCAUAAAUUCAGGUAUUGGGAUCUGUGUGCAGCCUCUGUAUAUUGGAGAGGUUGCCCCAAAACAUCUUAGAGGCGGCAUGGCCAUGGGGACUUCCAUCUUUCUGACUGGGGGGAUUCUGACAGGACAAAUAAUUGGCUUGAGGGAAUUACUGGGUGGAGAAACACAUUGGCCCCUGUUGCUAUCCAGCAGCUGUAUACCAGCACUUGCCCAACUGUUAUUCCUGCCAUGGUUUCCUGAAAGCCCCAGAUACCUCCUUAUAGACAGAGGUGAUGAGCUGAGCUGUGCCAAAGCACUGAAGCGGUUUCACGGCUCUUCAGAGUACCGGCGGGAGAUGGAGGAUAUCCAGCGGGAAUGUUGUGCCUUGGACGGGGAGAAGCCCAAGAAGCCCUGGCAGCUGUUCCAUGACCGUGGUGUGAGGUGGCAGCUGGUCACUGUGAUUGUGACCACCAUGGGCCAGCAGCUCAGUGGCAUCAAUGCGAUUUAUUUCUAUGCAACUUACAUUUUUGAACAAGCUGGGAUCUCAUCAGAGCAAAUCCCCUACGUGACGCUUGGUACUGGAGCUUGUGAGUGCCUCACAGCCCUCACCUGUGGCUUACUGAUAGACUACGUGGGAAGGAGAUACCUCAUCAUUGGGGGUUAUCUCCUCAUGACCCUUUGGAGCAUCAUUCUAACCUUCUCCCUGACCUACCAGGAGCUAUACCCGUGGGUGCCUUACAUGAGCAUGGCAGCUCUGUUUGCUUUCAUCCUGAGCUUUGGGCUGGGGCCAGGGGGCAUAACCAACACCCUGACAGCUGAGCUCUUCAUACAGUCCUCACGUCCUGCUGCCUACAUGAUAGCAGGGGCUGUUAGCUGGGUUAGUUUCUUCACAAUUGGGAUGCUCUUUCCUUUUAUCGUGAAGGGACUGAAGCAGUAUUGUUUUCUGGUGUUCUUGUUGGAGUGCUCCUCAGUUGCUGCUUUCAUCUUCCUUGUGAUUCCUGAGACAAAAAACAAAUCUUUUCUGGAAAUCAAAAAGGAGUUUCACAAGCUCAACUUUGGAAGAAACAGCAGGAAAAAGGAAACAGAACUGAAUGAAAGAAGACAACUUCGUGAGGAGUUUAAACAUUCUCUGUAAUUUCACUGCUGUAACAGAAUCUUAAUGAGACUUAGUAACAGCCUCUUCUAAACUAGCAGUGUACAGCACAAACAAGUAGCUGCUUAAACCCUGCUGUGUGUUUAGGGGGAGUUUAAUCAAGACAAGCUGAUCUUUCUGGAGCGCUGCUAAACACCUAUUGCUGCGAUGCUAUUAACCACCUGUGCUGUGUCACGCAAGGCUUUGUUAGUUACAGCUCAGUGUGGUAGGGACACAGAGAUGCCAGGGAGGGUGUGCAAUGAUUUCUCCCCCUGCAAGAUUACUUCAGCUAAUCAAUCCAAUAACUCUUGUUUCUAAGCACCUUUUUCAGAGGGGGUGACAAAGCAAUGUUAAUGUUUUACUGAGGAAAGUAUUCUGAGGCCUUAAAGCCCAAACAAGAAUGGACCUGCUGAGAAACCAGCACUGGAAAUAUUCUGGUUUAGGUGUUUAGUUGCCAUGUCUCAGUUCUCUGAGAGGUUAAGGAUAUUACUCAUCUAGUCCUAGUGCUGUAACUGUACAAAGGCAGUACAGCACCCACCUGAGUCACUGUUACUUGUCAUCGAUUAGAAGCCUCAUUUCCUAGUGCUAAUGAACACCUCUGGGGAGUGAGUUUGGGGUUAUUUGUUUCCGUAACCUCACCUCUUAACACUUUAACUGUGCAAAUCUCUUCUGGGUUUGAAGAUCAGUACCUGGCAGACUGAGAUCAGUGUCACAAAACCCAGUAAGUAGCAGAGACAACACAACAGGAACUAAACACUUUCCACCUUGGGAAGUUUUUCAGGAGGGUCUGACAGGACACACACAGGGAGGACAGAGAGCCUGAACAAGCUUUCUGCUUCAUCUCCCACAUUUUGUCCUGGCCUCUUUCUUAACUUCAAAUAAAUUCUUCCUACUCUACCAGUCAAGAAGUAGGAAAUGUUAAUUAUCUGUGGUACUUGUGUGCCUCUCCAGUGCUCACUGCCAUGCCUGUCACUGCUAGGACUGCAGUCCUGCCUUACCUAUUCCAUCUUCUCCCAGCUGUAAGCACCUCCCAUCUGCUACUGAAGUGCUACAGCAAGCACUGAAUCUUAUGUUUCUUUUCCUUCUCUCAGAGUUAAAGCUUUUAA